AUGCCAAGGAAGAGCAGUGUUGUUUGUGUCGAGACGACUCGGUGCCUUCCAGCGAUCAAGGGUCGACAGGUUGUGGUUUUGGUGGUGACGAGACACUGGCGCCGCGCCGGAGAAAUCAAGGUGGCACGGACCACAGCCGACCACACCGACGUCGAGCUUGGAAUGUUCCGUGGAUGUCCCGGCUCCACCACACUGGGAGGGGCAAUUUUCACCCCACGUCCGCCCGUCUCGCUGCGCCGCGCUUCCUCUUCUCCUUUUGACUUUACGACUGUGCAAUAUUUGCGACUCCAGAUUCUGCCUCUUCGCCUGACUGUCCACCGCUCUUCCUCGCCCAAAGCCGAUCUUCAACCCAGUUUCUUCCUCGACAACCUCGCAAAAAUGGGUGGUGCAAGCCGUGAAGGUGGCAAGGCCAAGCCUCUUAAGGCCGCGAAGAAGGCCCAGAAGGACAUGGACGAGGACGACCUCGCUUUCCUCGAGAAGAAGCGCGCCGAGGAGAAGGCUCGCAAGGAGAUGGCCGCCAAGGCCGGCGGAAAGGGACCUCUCAACACCGGUACCCAGGGCAUCAAGAAGAGCGGCAAGAAAUAA
Molecule: messenger RNA, 585 nt
Organism: Colletotrichum lupini
Lineage: Eukaryota; Fungi; Ascomycota; Sordariomycetes; Glomerellales; Glomerellaceae
Exons: 4
Coding region: 1-585 (194 amino acids)
Source: RefSeq, a predicted model, not a curated record